Molecule: messenger RNA, 2005 nt
Organism: Procambarus clarkii (red swamp crayfish)
Lineage: Eukaryota; Metazoa; Arthropoda; Malacostraca; Decapoda; Cambaridae
Product: GATA-binding factor 2
Biological process (GO): cell fate commitment; positive regulation of transcription by RNA polymerase II; negative regulation of transcription by RNA polymerase II
Cellular component (GO): nucleus
Molecular function (GO): RNA polymerase II cis-regulatory region sequence-specific DNA binding; DNA-binding transcription factor activity, RNA polymerase II-specific; zinc ion binding
Source: RefSeq, a predicted model, not a curated record
AAAGCCUUCCCGCGGGCUAUUCACCGUGGAGCUGAGUUUACUGGUGAAACUAAGAGUGUGAUAGUGUACGUUAGAGGAGUGUUGUCGAAAGAAAGUGGGUGUUCUCGCUGUUAAAGUCUUGGGUCCAAUGAUGGAGGUCGGGAGUGGCGUGGAAGGGCCCCAGGGGGCGCAGUACCCCACCGGCUAUGCGCCCAUGUCGUCUCUCCAGGACUUCUACUCGAACACUCAGCACUGCUCCUACUCCAACCCCGGUCGGUUCGCCCAGGGGGGGAUGUACCGCGCACACCCCCACUUCCCGACCCCCCUUCACUCCUGGCUGGGCACGGACAAGAUGGCCGCCGCCCCAGCCGCCUACAACACCCCCGCUUCCUCCUGGCACACGCCCUUCGCCAAGACCUACCAGCCCACGCCCUCGCCCGCCCACCAGGCCCACCAGCCCACUCAGGGGUACGCUGCCUAUGGGUACCCUCCCACACCACCCGAGGAAGCCCCAACAGCACCCAACACCCAGCAAGUACCAGCCCCACCACCCCAGCAACAGCCACAGGAGCAGCCAAUGAGCACCAGUCCCCUGCCACAGCAACAACAACAGCAGCAGCAGCAGCAACAACAGCAGGAUACAGCCACAUCUCGCAUGACUCCGGAGCGCCUUACAACGUCGCCGGCGGGCACAGGAGACGUCAUUGACAUUAAAUGUGACGCCUACACACCUGUCUUCAGUUCCUCCUUCGCCUCCAAACCCACCCUCUCUCUCUCUCCCGCCCACUCCACCGCCCAUCCCACCGGCUACACGGGCUAUCCCACCCACUCUUCCAUGGACUUCGCAGCGCACACGGGCUAUUCGGGCUUCUACCCUUCGUCAGGCAUGUCAUCCAUGUUCAGCAAGCCUUUCUCCACCGUCCCAGCUACAGCUAUUUCGCCCUCCCACGACAAGUCCAAGAACUCGAAGCGAUCCAGUACAGAGGGCCGCGAGUGCGUCAACUGCGGAGCCACGUCGACGCCGCUGUGGCGACGCGACGGUAACGGUCACUACUUGUGCAACGCCUGCGGUCUCUACUACAAGAUGAACGGCCAGAACCGUCCCCUCAUCAAGCCCAAACAACGCACGUCCGCCAACCGUCGAGAAGGAACGUCUUGCGUCAAUUGCAAGACCCAGACCACGACGCUCUGGCGACGUAACCAGAAUGGCGAGUCGGUCUGCAAUGCCUGCGGCCUCUACUUCAAACUUCACAAUGUGGCUCGGCCGCUCUCCAUGAAGAAGGAAGGUAUCCAGACCCGGAACCGCAAGUUGAGCCAGAAGUCCAAGAAGAAGAAGGGGAUGCUAGGCUUCCCGGACAUGUUGAAGCCGCUGGACAAGGGCGGCUUCGGUGGCUUCGGGACUGGAGGCUCCGGGUUCGGCUCCAUGUCUCACUACAUGUACGGCGGCCAGAUGCACGGCUCCUCCAUGGCGGGCGGCUUCAUGUCAGGGCCGCCCGUGCACGGCAUGUCGGCCAUGUCGGGCGGCCUGGGGAGUCUGGGACUGUCCUCCGCCGCUGCCGCCUCCGCUGCCUCCCUAGGCUUCAGUUCGGGUUUCUGUACUGUAGCCGCGUAAGAAUACGCCCAGAAGCACGCCCACUGGAUGCAUGAUCCCUUGAGCGAGCCUCGUAUCCCCUUAUAAUACCCACCUUGGGUAACAUUUGGGCAUGACGCCCGCAUAGUGUACAAAGGAGUGCCUGCAGCUUCUGCAACAGAAGUACCAGCAGAAGCUGCAGUUGAAGGUGCAGAAUGUUGCAGACGUAUAGCAGCAGCCGCAGCAGUAGCGGAUAAGGAAGAGGCAGCAGCUGUAUAGAGGUUGUAGGAACAGCUGCUGAGUGUACAGUGUAUAUAGUGUACUAUAGACCACAUAGAGACUAUUUAAUGCAUCAUUUCUUGUCCUUAAGCUAAGAUGAGCAUCAUAUUGCAUAUUGUAAUAUUGAUUACUGUAAUUAUUAUGUGAUACAAAUAAAGAGAACCCUUUUUUUGGCCA